AUGGAAGAUAUUCAAAUCACUACAAUAGAAAGUGAGACUGGCAGGAAGUUAGUAUGAGUUUAAGUCUAUGUAGGCUAAAUAUUCAAUGAGAUCCAUGGCUUUACCAAAGAUUUCAAUUGCAAAGUAACUGCCGUAUUUAAGUGGAUUGGAUGAUGUGAGUAUGCCCAAACGCUAUAACAGACAAUAUUACAAGAUCCAAUAACCAACUAAAGAAAAGGAUCUCAUUAAUGAUGUUAAAUGAAUUGAAUAUAUUGAUUAGAAAGAGGUGUUUGGGAGUCUUACAUAUAAUAAUGAGGAACCUUAUGAAGAUCGUAAACCUAAAGAGUUGGUAGGUGAGGAUGCAUACAGAUCCUAUUACCAUACAUUUAAAAAUAUAAAGAGAAUUUUGGAAUAGAACUAAUUUGAGAAUAUAUAAAGUAUUUAAAGAUUAUCAUAAAUAAUAGAUUCUGUAUAGACUAAUUUGAUAUAGAGAUCUGAAAGAUUAAAGAUAUUACCAUGUAAAAUGGGUUUAAUUAAAUUGAAAGGUGAUCGUAAUUCACUUUCUAUACAGAACUAAAAAUUUGGAGAUAAAUAUGUGGAAAUGCUUUCAGAAGGACUUAGAAUAUUACCAGCUAUAUAAGAUUUUAAUUUUAAUCAUAAUAGAAUUAAAGAAUAUGGAGCUUCAUAAUUAAUGCCUUUAAUUAGUAAAUAAGCAAGGAAAAUUGAAUUUUAAACAAAUUUAAUUGGAGAGAAAGGUUUAGAUUCAAUUUUAAAAAUAUUACCAUUAUAAUAAUGCAAGUAAAUUGAUAUAUAAUAUAAAGGAUUUAGAUUUUGAAUUUAGAAGAUAAUAAUUUAGGAGAUUAAUUAAUAAUUGAAUUAUGUAAAGCAAUGAGCAAGAAUCUUUCAGUUGAAACUUUAAAUAUAUCAAAAAAUAAAAUAACAAAUAAUGCACAUUAAAGUUUAAAAUAAUUAAUAGAAUCUAAUGAUACAUUAUUAGAAUUAUAUUUACGUUGGAAUUCAAUUAAAGGUUCUGGUGGUGUAGAAAUAUUUAAAGCAUUAUAAACUAAUAAAAAUAUUAAAGUAUUAGAUUUUUCAUAUAAUUUACUUGGAUGUGGUAAUGUAAUUGCUCCAGCAUUAAAAGAUUUUAUUGUUGAAAAUAAAUCUAUUUAACAUUUAGAUUUAUCAGCUAAUAGUUUUACUUUUACAGAUUGUACUAUUAUAUAAGAAGCAUUGAAAUAAAAUCAUUCAAUUUAUGGAUUUCAUUUUAGAGGAAAUUUUGGAUUUAUUGAUUCAAAAGGAUUUUUAAUUAUUGAUUCUAGUAUGAAGAAUUUCAAUUCAAUACAUAUUGAAUAACGUAUAAAAGGAGUUAUGCCACAUCCUAAACCUUAUGAUCAUGCAUCAAGAUUUGAAAAAGUUAAAGAUGUUUGUUGGAUAUGUGAUUGUUGGUAAAUGGCUACUUUUGAAUGGAUUCCAAGUAUAAAUAUUAUAUUUAUAUAUUAUAUAGAUUAAAGUGGAGCUUGUUCUGAUGAACCUAUAUUUAUUCAUUUUGAUUAUGAAGGUUAUGAACCUAUCUUUUUAGGAAAACCUGAUUAGCAUGGUCAUUUUAGAACUCAUCGAAUGAUUCCAACUGGAGAUAUUGAAUACUUUUAUACUGCCAAUGCUAUAUAAAUUGCUAGUCAAUCUGUUCCUAUAAAAUAACAUAUUGAGAAAUUCAGAACUAAAGUUAGCAUAGCUGAUUAGGUUCUCAAUCUCUUCAUCAUUAGGUUGUGAAUGUGUUAAUUGAUGAAACCAAUUUUGAAUCAUAUCCUAAAUCCAAACCUGUUAUUGAAGAUUGGUAUCCAAAUUAUGAUGUUUUACCAAGAACAUAAGAUCCUAUCUAUAUUCCUGCCAAAAGGAAAAAAUAAAAAAGAAUUUGGACAUAUCCAAUAUCAAUAUGGGCUCCAAAAUAUAAAUUUGAUACAGAAGAUUUAUUAAGGAAAUGUUUUGAACGUGAUUGGUAAUGUUGUAAAAUUUCUAAGUUUGUUAAAAAAUAAGAAGAAUAAGAUUAAGUUAAAGAACUCUUAUGGUAAGCAUAUAAACCAAUGAGAGAAACAUAUAGAUUUUAUGCUAGUGUAAAUCCAACAGGAGAUGUAUUUUCAAUGUCUGUUAAUCCAACAUCUGAUUUUGUAAAUCAAUGUUAAUUAAUUGAUUAAAAAUAAUUAAAAUUAGCUGAUGUAGAUCUUAAAUUUAUUGCAACUUGUAGUGCAUCUUCUAUUGAUUAUAAGGGUAAUUAUAGAAAUCCAGAAAGAUCAUUGGUUAGAUAUUAAAUGAUGGAAUUCUUAGUUAGAGUUUCAGAUGAUAAAUAUAUGAGAUUUAAUCCAUAAAUUAAUAUUGUUUAAGCUACUAAAAUGAUUUUAGAUUAAUGUAUGCCACAUAUGUCAUAAUUUGAUUGUCAUAAAUGGAGAGCAGAAAGAUAUUUUAUAGAAUAAUGUGAUGAUGUAUGUAAAAAAUAUAAAUGGGUUUUUGAUUAUGUUUAUAUGAGAAAUUCAUCUAAAAAAGUUAAACCAGGUUAACCACCAUUUAUGUGUUUAGAUGAACUUAAAGAUAUUUGCAAUAAAGCUAAUUUAUAUGAUGAAAAUUUUGUUGAAAGAGAUGUAAAUCUAGCAUUCAAUUUAUCAAUGUUGACAUAAGUUGAUGAAUUAGAAAGUGAUAGAUUAUUUUAAAUGUAAUGGAUUGAAUUUAUGGAAGCUAUAGCAAGAAUAGCAGAAAAAUAUUCUCCUAUUGCUAUUGGAAAGAAAGAUGAAGUAUUUAUGAUAUUUGAUAAAGCUAGAAAGAAUGGAAUUAUGAAUUGAGAUCUUAAUAACCAUUAUAUUAUAAAUUAGAAGCUUUUAUGAUACAUUUAAUAAAUACCUUAGUUGAUGAAGAAACAAAAAAGAAUUGGAAAUAACCUACAAUUUCAAUGUUUGAUGAAAUUGAAGAAGAUGAAUAUUAUUGA
Messenger RNA from Paramecium primaurelia, 2953 nucleotides. NCBI's taxonomy places the organism in Eukaryota, Ciliophora, Oligohymenophorea, Peniculida, Parameciidae. The record is from the annotation of a GenBank genome assembly.